Molecule: messenger RNA, 741 nt
Organism: Ananas comosus (pineapple)
Lineage: Eukaryota; Viridiplantae; Streptophyta; Magnoliopsida; Poales; Bromeliaceae
Product: zinc finger CCCH domain-containing protein 3
Exons: 5
Coding region: 48-581 (177 amino acids)
Cellular component (GO): U12-type spliceosomal complex
Molecular function (GO): zinc ion binding; nucleic acid binding
Source: RefSeq, a predicted model, not a curated record
GGGGGAAAGGGAGGUGGCGGAGGGGGAGGGAUAAUAACUGAGUAAGGAUGCCACUGGGGAAGUACUACUGCGACUACUGCGAGAAGCAGUUCCAGGACACGCCCUCCGCCCGGAAGCGCCACCUCCAGGGCGCCACCCACCUCCGCGCCCGCGCCCUCUGGUUCGACUCCCUCAAAGUCGCGGAGACGACGCACGGGAGCGCCUCUCUUCCGCUUCUCCGUCGUCCUCCCGAUGGGACCUUCGCUGCUGCUGCUGCUGCUGCUCAAGGGGUCUGCCGCCACUUCGUGCGCACAGGGGUUUGUAGAUACGGAGACUCGUGCAAAUAUUAUCAUCCGAAGCCGGAAUUUGUGAACCAAGCCGCAGCCGCAGCCGCAGCCGCAGCCACAGCCGCGUCAGCAGGGCUUGGCGUUGCCGAGGGAGUGCAGGCACCCAAUUUUUUCGGUAAUCCACUGACCGGAGGCAGCUCUUUUUCGGGAGAAAUGGCAAGGGAUAAAAUGGCAUUGUGGGGCCACUUACCUCCAUCACUCCAACCUCCUCCGGAUGGAGGUUAUCCACCCCUUCCAUUUGUCGACUGGGGUUAGAUAUUUGUGUGAACAUGUGUUAGAUCACUUAUCACGUUUACUGGUAGAAUGAUGUGAACAUAUUCCGAUUUGGUUUAUGUAAUGGAAGUUUAUGAAAGAAACAUUUACGUUAUAAGAUUCAAUCAAGUUGAAAAUGCAACUGCAAUACUAAUUGAAAGAA